UGCUCGCGAUGCGUUGCUGGUGAUUACGACCUCACAAGUGUGUCGGGGCGCAUCUCUUCAACUCCCGGCGUCGGCCUAGCCGAGCUCUGCUUUGCGCAUUGCUUCCCAAUCAGAAAGUAGCCUCGACUCGGUGAUGCUCCUAAUUACUCCUUGUACUAACCAGUCGCUGGUGUCGGGCAUAGCACGCCAGCGAAUAGACGGCGUUACUGGUUUCGCGGUGUCGGAACAUUGUCAUCACAAUAUUACCAUGGCCCGCAACUGCAGCACCGGCCCCGGCAUAUAUUGCCUGCACGUCGGCGCUCCUGGUAUCCUGUUCCAGUCCUCUCUGAUCAGCCAUGAGCUAGCCAAGUCUGGGGCAGCAGGAGCUGCGGAGAUGUCGGCGGAAUGACAUCAACACCAGCCAAAUCCGUCACAAAGGCCACGACCAGGUAAGCCAUCCGCCUCAUCGCGAGGCUGGUGGCCUGACAUCUCGGGAGCGUUGUCGCGGAACUGCCUUUUGCAAGGAUUUGUGGGUUAGACUCACUUGUGACAACCGAUCGACAGCGUUCGAUAUUCUAGAAGCCUUUUACGCCGCAAACUUGCAUGCAAUUGCGCCAACCAAGCACGACGAUCAUUCCGUCACCCAUCCUGCAACUGCGCCCACUGGCAUUUAAAGUCCAGCAGUGACGGCAUCAGGGGCGAAGUCCGUCCCUUGCGUUUCUGAGCGGCAGUAAGCGCCAAGAGGCCCGCCAGACAUCAAGCGCGCAGGCGAGCCAAGCUGGCUCUUGCGUGCUAACGAAUGCGUGUCGCAUUCAUGCCCCUCUUCCGGAUCAGAC
This is a messenger RNA of Microdochium trichocladiopsis, 815 nucleotides long. RefSeq lists its product as uncharacterized. The coding region runs from base 134 to 388 and encodes 84 amino acids. The transcript has a single exon. The record is from RefSeq and is a predicted model, not a curated record. Lineage: Eukaryota; Fungi; Ascomycota; Sordariomycetes; Xylariales; Microdochiaceae.